Cylindrotheca closterium is the source of this 3558-nucleotide messenger RNA. NCBI's taxonomy places the organism in Eukaryota, Bacillariophyta, Bacillariophyceae, Bacillariales, Bacillariaceae. The record is from the annotation of a GenBank genome assembly.
AUGAUGAAGGACUCCAAAAGCAUAUCAUCCAGAAGUCAAAUGGAGUCCGAUUCAAAUUCUGUUGAGCUGUCGAUUGGGAAUGGGACCAUGUAUGAGACUGUGACAAUCUUUGAGAAUAGCAGCAAUGAUGGAACAGCUUCAAUUGACUUGCCUGAAGAAACAAGAAAGGUAACAAGGCGAGAAGAUACAUUCAUUGGUCGAGUGAGAUUACUCGUCGUAUUUGUUCUAGUUGUGGCUGUGACAUCUGUCGCUAUAGUGGCAUUCUUGUUAGUCACAGAACAAGAACAAGAAGAAUUCGAAAACGAGUUCAAUGGUCACGCAUCCGAAGCUGCCGCUAUCGUUAGCCAGAAUAUCGAGAAGCUUUUUCAAGCUCUCGAUUCUGCAUCUGUCAUGAUCUCCUCAGAAGCGUCCGCACAAAACGAAACUUGGCCAUUCGUCACUAUAGACCACUGGUCAAUGAAAGCAGAUCGAAUUUUCAAGUUAGGUGGUAUUGGACAAUCUACACUUGCUCUAGCACCCAUAGUCCAACAACAGAUUGUGAAUGAUUGGACCACCUACGUGGAGCAACAAGCUCCAGUAUGGUACGAAGGCUCCAUCAACCUUGAAGACUCAAACAAGACAGUUGAUGAGCUCGUCAGUAAAACUAUUCCAUAUGUACACACAUAUGCUAACAACAGCUUUGUGGCGACGCCAGUUGAGCGCAAUGGUCCUGUUGUGCCUAUUUGGCAAUCCCAUCCACUCAGAAUGGGCAAGAUAUCUCCAUCAAUGGAAGCACUUCCAACGAACUACGAUAUCCUUCAAGGUCUUGGGCGUGGCAUGCCUUUGAUUGAAGCUGUCAAUGCGACUCUUCGCCCUGUUAUUUCCUUGUCUUAUGUCGGUGUAAAUGAGAGUACACGUGAGAACAUUGCUAGAAGUACCAUCAUGCAGCCUAUUUUCGAGGAAGUUGAGGAAGUCGAUAUUGAAGGUAAAGACGCAAAGCUGGUUGCUGUCCUAUGGUGGCAAAUUGACUGGUCGGUUGUAUUCUCCAACCUAUUAGAACAAGAUGUUACUGGCAUUAUUGCCGUUCUUCGAAGUAGCUGCCAAUCAGGCAGCAGUCAAGAGCAUACCAGCGAAGUCACUUAUAGGAUUAAUGGACAAAGAGCCAUUUUUCUCGCAAACGAAGAUAUCCACAGCGAAAAGUUCGAUAAAAUGGAGAUUUCCCAAGUUCUCGCUGAUCUUGGUAGUGGUAAAGCCAACCUACAAUCCCAAAUUUGUGUCCCAAAAGUGACACUUCAUCUUUAUCCAACGAACGAUUUCCAAAAAACAUUUGUCACUCAAGAGGCUCUAUACUACGCUGCAGUUGUGGUUUUUAUUUUCUGUUUCACAAGUGUGGUGUUCAUUAUCUAUGACUUCCUUGUCAGCCAACGCCAGCGAAUCGUGAUGGACCGAAUCAUGAGACAAGAAAAGAUUGUGUCUGAUGUCUUCCCAUCUGCUAUACGAGAUCGACUCUACAACGGGAACAUUGACGAUGGACAAAACCCCAACCAAGAUGAUCUGUUAAAUGCGGAUUUUGGAACGUCACAUAUGAUUGGUUCUGCUCCACUUGCUGACCUGUUCCCAAACACGUCCGUGAUCUUUGCGGACAUUGUCGGUUUCACUGCUUGGUCGUCCCAAAGGGAGCCUUCUCAAGUCUUCGUUCUGCUAGAGACCAUUUACAACGCCUUUGACAAGAUUGCCUAUCGUCACGGUGUGUUCAAAGUCGAAACUGUAGGCGAUUGCUAUGUUGCAGCGGCCGGGCUUCCAGAACCCAACGAAGAGCAUGCGGUAGUUGCUUGUCGAUUCGCUCGAAGCUGUUUGAAAAAGAUGAAGGAUAUUACAUUGAAAUUGGAGAUGUCUUUGGGGCCAGACACUGCUGAUUUGGCUAUGCGAAUCGGAAUCCACAGUGGACAAGUGACAGCUGGUGUAUUGCGAGGGGAGCGUAGCCGCUUCCAGCUUUUUGGUGACACCAUGAACACGGCUGCUCGAAUGGAACAUACUGGAGAGAGGAAUCGAAUUCAAGUGACGGAGGCAACAGCCGCCUUGUUAAAGGAAGCCGGAUUGGGAAGGUGGGUUUUCCCUCGAUCGACUACCAUAUUCGUCAAGGGUAAAGGCAACAUGCAGACGUAUUGGAUGAAGACACUUAGAGCCAACAAAGGCAGGAAAAAGUCAAGACCUAAGAACGAAAUAAUCAGUGUUGAAGACACUGCCAAGACAGAAGAAACUGCCAAGACGGAAGAAACUUCUGAGGAAACCUCUGACACACGUUCUGAAGGUUCCAGAAGUGAUCCAAGUGACACCGAAGGGGAAGAUGACCUCGACUAUGACAUUGAUGGCGUGGAGGAGAUGACCAAAAUUGAUCGUCUUGUGGAAUGGAAUGUGGAAAAUCUAUCAACUCUUCUUCAACAGAUCAUUGCCUCGAGAGGUGGCGUGGUCCAAUCCAUCGACGGUCUUAAAGAAGCAGAAGCCAAAGUUGGAGGGAAUGGCACCGUGCUUGAAGAGUUCAUUCCGAUCAUUCAUUUGAAGCGCUUUGAGGAAGAUGAGCUUCGCAACCGCUUGAGGCCAACAGAAGUUGACAUUGGAGAAGCCGCCCGUACACAGCUACGGUCGCUGCUAUCCGGUAUCGCAUCUCUUUAUCAAAACAAUCCAUUCCACAAUUACGAGCAUGCCAGUCACGUGACAGCAUCAGUGCAGAAGCUUCUAAGCCGCAUUGUCAAGGUUGGAGAAGGCAAUGGUCUCGAAUCAAACAGCCCCGAUCAAGCAUUGGAUUUGGUCGAUUUGGCUGGCCAUUCAUAUGGUAUUACCUCCGAUCCUUUGACACAAUUUGCGGUUGUUUUCUCCGCAAUCAUCCAUGAUGCCGACCACCCUGGAGUUCCAAACUCGCAGCUCGUCAAGGAAAAUGCUCGAAGUGCUCAAAUUUACAAGAACAAGUCAGUGGCAGAACAAAAUAGCGUCGAUCUCGCAUGGGAGAUUUUCAUGCAAGAUGAAUACAAGGACCUUCGGGCUUGCAUCUAUCAGACAGAAGAAGAUCUUCACCGCUUCCGACAAUUGGUUGUCAAUACAGUCAUGGCCACUGAUAUUGUCGACAAGGAACUCCAGGCACUCCGCAAGAAGAGAUGGGAUGCUGCCUUUUCAGGGACCUUCCUGUACGAGCCCAGUUCGAUAAGUGUAGAUCGCAAGGCUACCAUUGUGAUUGAGCACUUGAUCCAAGCUUCCGAUGUGUCUCACACCAUGCAACAUUGGCACAUUUACAAGACAUGGAAUGAAAAGUUCUUCAUGGAAUGUUACGGAGCCUUCAAGGCCGGGCGAGCUGACGUUGAUCCCAGCAUCAACUGGUAUACGGGCGAGAUUGGAUUCUUUGACUUCUACGUGAUUCCGUUGGCCAAGAAGCUCGAUGACUGUGGUGUAUUUGGAGUAUCUUCUGAAGAGUACCUCAACUAUGCGAAGACAAAUCGUGAGGAGUGGGUUCGUGAAGGUGAAAACAUUGUAAAAGGCUUUCUGGAAAAGUUCGAGGAGAAAAUGGCUAAAAAAGAGGGGAAUUAA